Loa loa (African eye worm) is the source of this 1554-nucleotide messenger RNA. RefSeq lists its product as hypothetical. The record is from RefSeq and is a predicted model, not a curated record. Gene Ontology annotation, molecular function: serine C-palmitoyltransferase activity; pyridoxal phosphate binding. The transcript has 13 exons. The coding region runs from base 1 to 1554 and encodes 517 amino acids. NCBI's taxonomy places the organism in Eukaryota, Metazoa, Nematoda, Chromadorea, Rhabditida, Onchocercidae. Gene Ontology annotation, cellular component: endoplasmic reticulum. Gene Ontology annotation, biological process: ceramide biosynthetic process; sphingosine biosynthetic process.
AUGGAGUUAUUUCAAAGCUUGGAAGAUGAGGCAUUGCUUGCAAUGGUGGACAAAUAUUGCUCGGAACCAGUCCACAAUCCUUUCGAAUCAGAUAGCAAGAAGUUCGACGCUACGAUUAUCAAUGAAAAAGCGAUAAUUGAUAAACUGAUUGGUCUUUACCCUAGUUCCGUUGCUCCGCAGUCCGUUGCAAUACUUGAUGCAUUGAUCUAUAAAAUGAGUGCUCCGUACAGGCAUGCCAAAUUUUGGAGGUUCACUCGUCGAGUCUCAAAAGAAUUAAAUAAGUUGAAUGCUCUGAAACUUAAUAAAUAUUUGAAAAAAAUCUCAAAGGAUAUGUUGAAAUCAGAGAUGCAUUACAGUUUGAGUGUUUGUGCAAAACGCUACAUAGCAGCAAUGCUAAUAUGCAGGGCAGUUCGUAGUUGCAGGCUUCGAAAACUUUGCGAGCAAGCAGCCUCACACUGCCUUCAACAUAUACAAACCGGGCAUCUGUUGCAGUCGAAUUUACUACUGCUGGCACUGAAUGCAGAUAUUUAUGAUGCUCUUAAGAAGAAUUUGGAUGGGAUAGUAAAAUGUUACAACUGCUUGCAACCAUUGCUUACCGAUUCCAGUUUAUUGCAUGUCGGAAAAUUGUUGGUAAUGGCAAAUAGUACAUUUCAAAACAGCACAUUUUUGAUUUCAUCACUAAAUUCCUUUCGCUUGAUUGCCGAAAUAUGUGGUAUUGAGGAAAGCGAAUAUAUUGAUUUAUUAACUUCCACUGGUACACAAAAGAUGGCCAAUAGGUUAGAACGUACCAAAAAAAUGUCGACAUAUCAUGAAGAAGACUAUAACCACCAAUUCAGUAAUCGUCUUAGUAGUCAUAUCUCAACCUCUAGUUAUAAACAGUUAGUCACCGAAAGUAUAAUACUAUCUGUAGUCAUUUAUGGUAUAAUCGUUUUGAAGUUUCGAAAGCGGAAGCAUACAUGGCUAACUAAACAGCAAAAAGAGCGAAUAAUCGCAGAAUGGAAACCGGAGCCGUUGGUACCGGAAAUUCCUACCGAACAUUCAGCUCUGCAAACACAUUACUUUGAUGGGAAAGUGAGUAAAUUUGUCACUUACGAUGGUAAGGACUAUUUGAAUUUAGCGACAACGAAUUUUUUGGGAUUGAUCGGUGACAAAACGGUUGAGAAAGAGGCAAAAGAAGCGAUUUCGAAAUAUGGCGUUGGUUCAUGCGGGCCACGUCAUUUUUACGGUACAGUAGAUAUACAUCUUGCACUGGAGAAACAAAUUGCCGAUUUCUUGGGAUGUGAGGAAGCGGUCCUUUACAGCUAUGGUUUUGUAACUAUUUCCAGUGUUAUACCAUCAUAUGCAAAGAAAAGCGACGUCAUUUUUGCAGACAAAGGAGUGAAUUUUGCAAUACAGGAGGGACUCAAAGCAUCUAGAAGUCGUAUCGAAUGGUUCAGUCAUAAUGAUAUCAACGAUCUAGAGAGGUUAUUAAUGGAACAGGCUGAACGGGACCGUAAAUUUCCAAAGCUAGCAUCAAAAACAAGACGAUUUAUAGUGGUGAAGGACUAUACAUGA